This is a messenger RNA of Aureobasidium subglaciale EXF-2481, 684 nucleotides long. RefSeq lists its product as uncharacterized. The record is from RefSeq and is a predicted model, not a curated record. The transcript has a single exon. The coding region runs from base 1 to 684 and encodes 227 amino acids. Lineage: Eukaryota; Fungi; Ascomycota; Dothideomycetes; Dothideales; Saccotheciaceae.
AUGGCACCCAACAUCACCCUUCAACGUGCGCAUUCGCCGAGCAGUGCUCGCCGCAGACAAUUUCUUCUACCUGCAAUUCUUCGUCACAUCCAGGAAACGCGCAACGAAUCAAACAUGAUUACCAACUUCAUCAACAACUCCGCCAGCAUGUCAUCGUCUCUUGAUCUCUCUGACCUCUCCGACGCGCUGGACUCUCCUGUCUCAUCGGACAAGCACAGAAAACCCGCCAACACCAGAGGAGUUCGGUUCAACAGCAAAGUCAGUGUAGUUGAAAUUCCAGCACCCGACCAGAUCCAAGCACACCGUGUUAGCUUCAGCGACGAAGUGGUCGACAUCGAGACAGCAGAGUCCGCGCUUCCGUCGCCGUCGUCCAGCCCUCCCAGAAAGCGUGUUCGCUUUGGUUGCCUCAAGAAGAAUGUGCGUAAACAUUUCUCGCAUACGCCCAUCUACAAGAUGAAGAUCUUCGAUGCUAUCAGUCCUCUCAUGACGUCUAAGAAGAGAGUCCGCUUUGGCUGUAUGAAGGGCGAGGUCCCUACUAUUACUCACAUGCACGACGAAGUGAAUGAGCUGCUGGCCGACGAGUCUGCUACUUUCAAGCGUGAAAAGAGAAGAGGCUCAACUUCUACAGAUGACGAUGAGAUGUCCGAAAUGGCAUCCAGUUCCGAAGGUCCUGGGCUCGAUUGA